Molecule: messenger RNA, 1209 nt
Organism: Catharus ustulatus (Swainson's thrush)
Lineage: Eukaryota; Metazoa; Chordata; Aves; Passeriformes; Turdidae
Product: leucine-rich repeat extensin-like protein 5
Exons: 2
Coding region: 245-1195 (316 amino acids)
Source: RefSeq, a predicted model, not a curated record
ACCGCCCGGCCUGGGGGUCCAGCACAGCCUGGGGGCUCCAGAGAGCUGGGGGCUCUGCGAGCCUCCUGUGGCUGCCAGGAACCUGCUGGGGCUAUCAGGACAACUUGGGGGCCUCUGGGAGCCUCCUGUGGCUACCAGGAGAGCCUGGGGGCUCCAUCACAGCUUGGGGGCUUCUGGGAGCCUCCUGGGGCUGCCAGGAACCUCCUGUGGCUACCAGGACAACCUGGGGGCUUUGGGGAGUCUCAUGUGGCUACCAGCACAGCUUGGGGGACUCCAGGAUCCUCUUGGGGCUACCAGGAACCUCCUGUGGCUACCAAGAGCCUCCUGGGGCUGCCAGGAACCUGCUGGGGCUACCAGGAGAGCCUGGGGGCUCCAGCACAGCUCAGGGUCUCUGGGAGUCUCCUGGGGCUACCAGGAACCUGCUGUGGCUACCAGCACAGCUCAGGGGCCUCUGGGAACCUCCUGUGGCUACCAGCACAGCCUGGGAGCCUUCAGCAUGGCCCAGGGACCUCCAGGAACCUCCUGUGGCUACCAGAACCAUCCAACAUCCUCCAGGACAGUCCAGAAACUUCUUGUGGCUACCAGGGUCACGCCCUGGCCUCCAGGACACUCUGGGGGCCACCAGGAGCCACCCAUGACCUCCAUGACAUUUCAGUGUCCCCAGGACAUCUUCACAUCCCUCAGGACCUUCCCAAGUCCUCCAGGACCCCCAAGUUCUCCAGAACUUUCCCAGUGGCCCCCAGGACCUUCUCAAGUCCUCCAGGACCCUCCCAAUGUCCCCUUCACAUCCUCCAGGACCUUUCCAAGUCCUCCAAGACCUUCCCAGUGUCCCCUUCACAUCCUCCAGGACCCUCCCACUGUCCUGCAGGAUCCCCCAAGGUGUCCAGAACUUUCCCAGUGGCCCCGAGGACCUUCCCAAGUUCUCCAGGACAUUUCAGUGUCCCCCAGGAUCGUCCCAAAUUCUCCAGGACCCUCCCAGUGUCCCCCAGGUCCCCUUCACAUCUUCCAGGACCUUCCCAAGUCCUCCAAGACCCUCCCAGUGUCCCCCAGAACCCCCCAGUGUCUCCAGGACCUUUUCAAGUUCUCCAGAACUUUCCCAGUGUCCCCCAGGUUCUCCAGACCCUCCCAGUGUCCCCUUGUCCCUCCCCAGUUGGGUUUGGGAUCCCUGUGGGAUGUCCUGGCCCAAAGCCAAUAAACCCAAAAACAUUU